Gregarina niphandrodes is the source of this 531-nucleotide messenger RNA. RefSeq names its product putative transmembrane protein. Bases 1 to 531 code for a protein of 176 amino acids. NCBI's taxonomy places the organism in Eukaryota, Apicomplexa, Conoidasida, Eugregarinorida, Gregarinidae. The transcript has a single exon. The record is from RefSeq and is a predicted model, not a curated record.
AUGAGCGGUAACAAGGACUCUGUCCUGUUCUGUUUGCCAUUAGGCGUGGGAGCUUUGGUGAUAUCCUUUGUGAUGACUCUCUUCCUGGUGGCGGACGCAGUGACCAAGACGCAGGCGCUUUGGGAGGACCGCGACGACCAGACAGUGAUGUCAUGGUUAUCACUGGGCAUGUCGCUGGUCACCUUUCUCUGUUGUCUGGCUGGCUUUAUAGGGACAUUGAUUAGGAGUGCCGGACUGCUCAAGAUCGGUGCGUAUUUCGUUUACCCUUCGAUCAUCAGCACCAUGGUAUCGUGUUUGCUCAUGUGGCUAAAAGUCAAUGGCAUGAGUGGCGAUUUGAUCAAACAAUAUGAUGAAUCGGGUAACUUGAUCGAUGUUGAAGAUGACCGUUUGCCAAACUCCAAGUGGAUAGCAGCUGGUAUUGUUACGGCCCUGGAUAUCAUAGUUUUGUUAAUGCUCUGCUAUAUGGGAGACAUUUUUAUCAGCGCGGCUAAACAUGUCGAAACUGGAAAAAGCAUCUGGAAGCGCUCUUGA